Megalops cyprinoides (Indo-Pacific tarpon) is the source of this 975-nucleotide messenger RNA. It is a transcript of the gene tmem14ca, whose product is annotated as transmembrane protein 14Ca. Gene Ontology annotation, biological process: regulation of heme biosynthetic process. Gene Ontology annotation, cellular component: mitochondrial membrane. The coding region runs from base 303 to 626 and encodes 107 amino acids. The record is from RefSeq and is a predicted model, not a curated record. Lineage: Eukaryota; Metazoa; Chordata; Actinopteri; Elopiformes; Megalopidae. The transcript has 5 exons.
UUGGUUGGACAACUGAAUGAAUCCGGCGUUGGUGCAGUGCAUGCGUUUAUUUUUCCUGCCAGGUACAGCGAAUAAGAGAAGGAGAACGCGUAUCAGGCCAACUUAUCUGUUUUAGCAUAUAUGCAGCACGCUGUUGUCAGUUUAUCUGUAUAAUACACACUUGACUAAGCCCCCAACGUUGUCUGACUCCGCGUUUAAAUUCAGUUGUUCCACGAAGUAACUGUUGUCCUACCAGGCGUGCUGCUUCUUACUGACUAAAUCCCAUAGUUGGACAGAGGACGUCUCGGUGAAAGGUGGUCAAAAUGUCUGUUGACUGGGCUGGAUAUGGCUACGCAGCCCUUGUUGCAUCAGGUGGAAUCAUGGGUUAUGUAAAAGCAGGCAGUGUCCCCUCCCUGGCAGCUGGUCUUCUCUUCGGGGGAGUAGCAGGGAUAGGCGCAUACCGGGUAUCUCAGAACCCAAAGGAUGUUUGGGUCUCUCUAGCUGCUUCUGGAACCCUGGCCGGCAUUAUGGGAAUGAGGUUUUUCAAAUCGAGGAAGUUCAUGCCAGCUGGCCUCAUGGCCACAGCGAGUGUCCUGAUGGUGGGAAAGAUUGGGAUGGGUAUGCUACAGAAGCCCCACGAACCAUAAUGAACAUCUAAAAAAGCCACCCUUCAACACUGGUAUAAAAUCAUGUUGUUCAUUUCCCUUCAGUCAUAAUUUUUCUUUCAGGAGCUGCCUGUCUUCACAGUGAAAUGUAGUGGAACUUAUUUUGUUCAAAAAUGUGAAAUAAAAUGACUAUUUCUACAGUAAUUGUUUCUCUUUCAGAAAAUGAAACCUUUUGGGAUCGUGCUGGUUGUCGGAGUAUGUUCCAUUGCAUUGAUUCAUGUAGACACAAAUACCAACACUUUAGAGUGACUGCUCUCAAUUUAAUACGUGCCUAGUAGACAAAUGUUUUCAUCAUUUGUAAGGAUUUAUUUACAUAAACAAUAUAUUUUGA